AUGGCGCACAAUGAGCCGGGAACUGGCACCGCCGACGGUGAAGAGUACGAGACCGAAGAUUCAGGCUUCUAUGAAGACAUCUCCCUCCUGACUGAAUCCCUCCGCUCGUCUAUCUACCACUAUAGAUACGAAAAUGGCCGCCGAUAUCAUGCCUACAAGGAAGGCUCGUAUUUCAUGCCCAACGACGAACCGGAACAAGAGCGCCUGAACAUGCAGCAUGUCGCAGGGUAUCUUGCUCUCCGAAAGCGCAAUUUCCUCGCUCCGCUGUCCAACCCUGGCCGGAUUUUGGACCUCGGAACCGGCACGGGGAUCUGGGCCAUUGAGAUGGGGGAUCAGUUCCCCGACGCUGAUGUCCUGGGGGUUGAUUUGAGCCCUAUCCAACCCAAUGCGGUGCCGCCCAAUGUCAAGUUUGAGGUGGACGAUGUCGAGGAUAACUGGACGUUCCACGAGAAUUCUUUCGACUUUAUCUUUUCCAAGGAUAUGUUGGCGGGCAGCAUUGCCAAUAUUAGGAACUAUUUGGAGCAGGCGUAUAAGCAUUGCAGACCAGGCGGAUACUUGGAGCUCCACGAAUUCAACAUGGACAUCCGCAGUGACCACUACACCAUUCCAGAAGACAGCAACAUCAAGCAGUGGCGCGCGCUGAUGGAACAGGGAAUCCAAGUCAUGGGCCGCCAUCUGGACCUCAAGUUCGAUGAGAUAGCAAACUUGCUGCGCGAGGUUGGGUUCGAAGAUGUCACGGUCAGGCCGUACAAGCAACCAAUUGGACAAUGGCCGUCAGACCCGGUCCUGAGGCAAUCCGGGACAAUUCAACUCCUAGCCUUGCUGGAGGGCUUGGAGAGUAUGAGUCUUGCUGUCUUCUCGCGUUGCUUGCACUGGUCCAACAGGGACGUGGAGGUCUUGCUCGAGAAGACCAAGCGGGAAUUGACCCUGCGUAGGGCUUGCUAUUAUUGGCCUGGGUGA
Capronia epimyces CBS 606.96 is the source of this 960-nucleotide messenger RNA. RefSeq lists its product as uncharacterized. Gene Ontology annotation, molecular function: methyltransferase activity. NCBI's taxonomy places the organism in Eukaryota, Fungi, Ascomycota, Eurotiomycetes, Chaetothyriales, Herpotrichiellaceae. The transcript has 3 exons. The coding region runs from base 1 to 960 and encodes 319 amino acids. The record is from RefSeq and is a predicted model, not a curated record.